This is a messenger RNA of Apis dorsata (giant honeybee), 1580 nucleotides long. It is a transcript of the gene Mettl14, whose product is annotated as N6-adenosine-methyltransferase non-catalytic subunit. Gene Ontology annotation, cellular component: nucleus; RNA N6-methyladenosine methyltransferase complex. Gene Ontology annotation, molecular function: mRNA binding. The record is from RefSeq and is a predicted model, not a curated record. Lineage: Eukaryota; Metazoa; Arthropoda; Insecta; Hymenoptera; Apidae. The transcript is spliced from 5 exons. Bases 296 to 1468 code for a protein of 390 amino acids.
AUUGUAGCUCGAUCCAGCAAUGAAAGUUGAUUUUGCUACAAGAUGGCGUGCAAAUAUAGAUAUAUUUUGUUUUUAGUUUGAAGAGUUGUGUCACGUAUCGUUUAUCUAUUAUCAAAUUUUACAAUCUUAUCUUAAUCUAAAACAAUAAAUUAUAUGAUAAAAAGAAUUUAAAAAAUUAUAUUUUAGUAAUUUUUUUUUUCAUUUUUUGAUUUAUCAAAAUGAAAAAUAUAUAUAUAAAUGGAAAUGAACGAUAACCUAAAAUUUUGCAAACAAUUCCAAAGAAUUUAUAUACAAAAUGCUUCAGACAUUACGUGAACGUUCGCAAAAACGCAAGAAAUUACUUGCUCAAACGCUAGGUGUUUCGAGUGUGGACGAAUUACGACAAAUUCUCGGAACGGAUAUCAAUGAUACGCAGAAGAAAAAAUUAAAAUCGGUGGCAGAAAAAUCGGAAAAUGGAGUAAAAGAUUCGAAAAGCGAGGUGGUUACGACCGAUGAAAUCGUUUACAAAGACUCGUCGACGUUUUUAAAGGGAACACAAUCAUCAAAUCCGCAUAAUGAUUAUUGUCAACAUUUCAUCGACACGGGUCAACGACCGCAGAAUUUUAUCAGGGAUGUGGGUUUGGCGGAUAGAUUCGAAGAAUAUCCGAAAUUACGGGAAUUAAUUAAGUUAAAGGACGAUUUAAUCGCGGAAACUGCAACACCACCCAUGUAUCUUAAAACUGAUUUGCUCUCGUACAAUUUGAAAGAAUUGAAUUGCAAAUUUGAUGUAAUUUUAAUUGAGCCUCCGUUGGAAGAAUAUCAACGCACCUGUGGCGCUACAAACGUACAACUUUGGAAUUGGGACCAGAUAAUGGAAUUAGAUAUCGGCGAAGUAGCGGCUAAUCGAAGUUUCGUAUUUCUCUGGUGCGGCAGUAGCGAUGGAUUAGACAUGGGACGCUUUUGUCUUCGAAAAUGGGGUUUCAGACGAUGCGAAGAUAUAUGCUGGAUUCGAACCAAUAUCAAUAAUCCAGGACACAGUAAAAAUCUGGACAGUAAAGCCGUUCUUCAAAGAACCAAAGAACAUUGUCUGAUGGGUAUCAAGGGAACUGUUAGACGAUCCACAGAUGGAGAUUUCAUUCAUGCCAAUGUCGAUAUCGAUCUGAUUAUUUCAGAGGAACCCGAAUAUGGUUCUAUAGAAAAGCCUGUCGAGAUUUUUCAUAUAAUAGAACACUUUUGUCUUGGUAGACGACGAUUGCACUUGUUCGGUCGAGACACCACUAUUCGACCAGGAUGGCUUACUGUUGGACCCGAGCUAACUAACACGAAUUUUAACGCAGAUCUUUAUAGUAGUUAUUUUGCCAAUGGACAAAUCACCACUGGUUGUACCGAACGUAUCGAAGCUCUCAGACCAAAGUCACCACCACCUAAGGGAAAAGUUGCAGGUCGAGGUAGAGGCGGUUUUAAUCGAGGACGAGGCAGAGGAAGGUAAAACAACGCGGCCGCGCUGAUACUCGUGUUUCAACUCCUUUCUUCAAAUAAUAAUCAUCUGUAUACAUCAAACAUUACCAUAUAUUGGCAAUCCGAUAUUUUUUUCGUUAAAA